UUUGAAGGUGAAUGAAAACAUUGAAACCAGACUGAACCAACAGCUAUGCAAAUAACCAAGGUACAUACAGGACUGCUUGUUGUCAGUCUUUUGCAAAUUAUCUAUGCAGAUUCAUUAAUUUCACAAAGACACAUGUCAGCGACUUGUGGAGAACAUGCAGUGGCUGCUAUUGUCAUAGAUGAGGAUGGACAACUCUACGUAUGUCAAUGUAUGGCCGGUUUUGUUGGAAACCCAUACAUUAAGUGUGAACCUGGUGAAGAUGUCAACGGGCAUAAGGGUAAAGAUGGAAAUUCAUUCAUUGCACAAAGACAUAUGUCUGAGAGCUGUGGAGAACAUGCAGUAUCUGCUAUUCUCAUAGACAAGGAGGGACAACUCCCCAGAUGUCAAUGUGUGGAAGGUUUUGUUGGAGAUCCAUACGUUAAGUGCGAACCUGGUGAAGACAUCAGUGGGCAAAAGGGUAAAGAAAAAAGUGCAUCUAUGACCUGUGGAGAAUAUGCAGUGUCUGCAAUUGUUAUAGAGGAAGGAGGACAAUUCAUUAUAUGUCAAUGUAUGGAAGGUUUUGUUGGAGACCCACACAUUAAGUGUGAACCUGCUGAAGACAUCUAUAGGGAAAAGGGUAAAGAUGCAGAUUCAUUCAUUGCAGCAAGAAGUGCAUCUAUGAGUUGUGGAGAAAAUGCAGUGUCUGCUAUUGUCAUAGAGCAGGUUGGACAGCUUAUCAUAUGUCAAUGUAUGGUAGGUUUUGUUGGAGACCCAUACAUUAAGUGCGAACCUGGUAAAGAGGUAUAUGGGAAAAAGGGUAAAGAUGCAGAUUCAUUCAUUGUAGAAGAAUGUGCAUAUGUCACUUGUGGAGAAAAUGCAGUGUGUGCUAAUAUCACAGAGGAGGGGAAACUACUCCCCAUAUGUCAAUGUGAGGAAGGUUUUGCUGGAGACCCAUACAUUAAGUGCGAACCUGGUGAAGACAUCUUUGGGCAAAAGUGUACAGGCAAUAGCAACUGUGAUGAUAAACAUGCCUGCUAUAGUGGAGAAUGUCAAGAUCCUUGCGUGUUCAGAUGCCUACAAAAUGAAUGUGUCGUGCUAAACCAUGCUGCUAUUUGUUUGGGACUAAGAUACAAAGAAAAACCACUUAAAGUUCUGAGGUAAGCUGAAAGCUGUCAGCAACUUGGAAAUUUAGCUAUGUAGUUCAUGAAACAUAUCUAGAUACAUGGCAGAUACUGUGGGUGAAGUUUUUACUACUAAUAAUUUGUUUGGGAUGAAAGUAAACAUUAA
This is a messenger RNA of Schistocerca gregaria, 1266 nucleotides long. RefSeq names its product nidogen-like. The coding region runs from base 46 to 1140 and encodes 364 amino acids. NCBI's taxonomy places the organism in Eukaryota, Metazoa, Arthropoda, Insecta, Orthoptera, Acrididae. The transcript is spliced from 8 exons. The record is from RefSeq and is a predicted model, not a curated record.